AUGCCAGCCCCUGGCGCGCCUCCCGAUUUCAGCAACAUAACCCUCCCACCAACACCACCACGGCACAAGUUCGAGACGGAGUUUCUCUUCAACUACACCAUGAACCUCCCUCUGGACCAGCCACCCAUGGUACUAGGUGAUGUCGGCAGCGGCUGGCUCAUGGUACUGUCCGAGCAAGGCACCAGGAUUACUGGUCCCAAGAUCAACGGAUGUGUUGCCACUUUUGGACAGGACUACUUGACGGUGCGGCCAGAUGGUGUUGGUGAGCACAUCGUACGUCAUGUGAUAUUGACGGAUGAUGGAGCUAAGAUCACGUUCUGUUACGAGGGAAGGAGUGAUUGGGGCAGGGAUGGGUAUGCGGCGGCAGCGAGAGGUGACUUGCCAGAUGGGCUACGGAUCCGCUGUGCGCCGUACAUGCAGACUAGUCAUCCGGAUUAUCUGUGGGUCAAUCGUUUACAGUGCAUAGAGGUUGGGGAGGUCUAUCCUAGUAAGGGCUAUGGGAGUUUUGAUGUGUAUGCGUUGGUCUGA
This is a messenger RNA of Cyphellophora attinorum, 528 nucleotides long. RefSeq lists its product as uncharacterized. Bases 1 to 528 code for a protein of 175 amino acids. NCBI's taxonomy places the organism in Eukaryota, Fungi, Ascomycota, Eurotiomycetes, Chaetothyriales, Cyphellophoraceae. The record is from RefSeq and is a predicted model, not a curated record. The transcript has a single exon.